AUGGCUUUCUCGACCAGAUCAGUGGGUUGUCUGUUGGGGCCAGUCAGUAGGUCAGUGGCGCUUUUGGGUGGCAGGUGGCUCCAGCCCCGGGCCUGGCUGGGGCUCCCCGAUGCCUGGGGACUCCCCGCCGUGCAGCAGACCCAGGGCAAGGCACGCGGGAACGAGUAUCAGCCGAGCAACAUCAAGCGCAAGAACAAGCAUGGUUGGAUCCGGCGCUUGAGCAAGCCAAACGGCGUCCAGGUCAUUCUUCACCGCAUGCACAAGGGUCGAAAAUCGUUGAGCCACUGAGCAGCGCGACGCUGCCGGCUGGACCCCCCCAUUAAAGCAUUUUUCCUCGCUGACGACUGGGACUUGGACGGACAUGAAUCCUCAGAUUUCGGGGUUGGCCCAGGGGAAGAAUUGUGGGAUUAGACUG
Messenger RNA from Balaenoptera acutorostrata (minke whale), 415 nucleotides. Its product is annotated as 39S ribosomal protein L34, mitochondrial-like. Gene Ontology annotation, molecular function: structural constituent of ribosome. Gene Ontology annotation, biological process: translation. Bases 1 to 288 code for a protein of 95 amino acids. NCBI's taxonomy places the organism in Eukaryota, Metazoa, Chordata, Mammalia, Artiodactyla, Balaenopteridae. Gene Ontology annotation, cellular component: mitochondrial large ribosomal subunit; ribosome. The transcript has a single exon. The record is from RefSeq and is a predicted model, not a curated record.